AUGACAAUGUCACCAAUUGAGCUCCCAUCGCGUGGGUUAUUCAUUAAUAACCAGAUUGUGGACAGUCUCAGCAAGUCCGCAGAGAAAUUGACUCUCUUGAACCCAGUAGACGACUCAAUCGUCGUGGACGACGUGCAAAUUGCUGCCAAGGAGGAUAUCGACCAUGCAGUUGCCAUCGCCCAAAAGGCGUUCCAGCAGGGCCCAUGGGCAACAUUCACAGGCUCUCAGCGAGCAGCAUGCCUAAACAAGCUCGCCGACCUCGUUGAGAGAGAUGCUGAACGCCUGGCGUAUGCAGAGUCACUACCCACGGGUCGUCCGAUUGCCGGAAUCAUUCACUUCGACUUGGCGCACAUGGCGCAGGUGUAUAGAUAUUAUGCUGGCUGGGCUGAUAAGAUCGCUGGUCAAUCAUUCACGGAAGACAAUGGAUUCGCCAAGAUUGUACGAUACAAGCCGUUAGGAGUGUGUGCGAGUAUCGCCUCUUGGAAUUCUACCUUCAUGUACAUUGGGUGGAAACUUGGCCCAGCCCUUGCAGCGGGAAACACGGUCAUUUUCAAGCCGUCUGAGAAGUCGCCACUUGGGACUUUGGCGCUGGCACCUCUGUAUGCGGAGGCCGGCUUCCCCCCGGGCGUUGUGCAGUUUGUGACGGGCGCUCGGGAAACGGGAGCUCUGCUAUCGUCGCACUUGGGCAUUUCAAAAAUCAGCUUCACCGGAUCCAUUGCUGGUGGAUUGGCAGUUCAAGAUGCUGCCAGUAGAAGCAAUUUGAAGCGUGUGACACUUGAGCUGGGAGGAAAGUCUGCUGCAGUAGUCUUUAGCGAUGCCGAUUUUGACAACGCGGUUGCUGGUGUCGCUGAAGGCUUUCUCGCGAAUUCAGGCCAGAUAUGCGUUGCGGCCUCACGAGUACUCGUCGAGGAGUCCAUCGCAGAGAAGUUUUUUGCUGCCAUCAAGUCCGUAUUUGAAGCGGCCUCGGCAGCGAUGGGCGGCAGCCCCCUAGAAAUGACGACGAACCAUGGCCCAGUGGUUGAUAAAUUGCAGUUUGAUCGCAUCAUGUCCUACAUCGAGAAAGGUAAAGCGUCGGCGCAACUUCUUGUGGGAGGCAAGAGGAAGGGCACGGUAGGUUGUUUCAUCGAGCCGACCAUCUUUGUCAAUCCAGAGGCAGACAGCCCGGUCUGGUGUGAGGAAAUAUUUGGGCCCGUCUUGACAGUCAAGACGUUUAAAAGCGAAGACGAAGCUGUUGCAUUGGCGAACAAUACUGCCUAUGGACUCGCUGCAUGCAUAUACACCAAGGACCUGGCUAGAGCUCUGCGAGUAUCGGUGGCCAUGGAGACAGGCGGCGUAUCCGUAAAUUCGCCAUAUCUCCCAGAACUCAACACACCAUUUGGUGGAGUGAAGCAAAGUGGCCAGGGCAGAGAGCUGGGAGCAUACGGGUUGUAUAGCUACCUGGAGCCCCAGGCUGUUCACAUCAAGUAA
Messenger RNA from Ilyonectria robusta, 1467 nucleotides. RefSeq names its product aldehyde dehydrogenase domain-containing protein. The coding region runs from base 1 to 1467 and encodes 488 amino acids. The record is from RefSeq and is a predicted model, not a curated record. Gene Ontology annotation, molecular function: aldehyde dehydrogenase (NAD+) activity. NCBI's taxonomy places the organism in Eukaryota, Fungi, Ascomycota, Sordariomycetes, Hypocreales, Nectriaceae. The transcript is spliced from 7 exons.